AUGGCGUCGCCGCGUACUCGUCGCAAAUUAAAUUUCAUACGUACUCAAGAUGAAAACCACAAAUGUUUCGAAUGCGGUACUCUAAAUCCGCAAUGGGUGUCUGUGACCUAUGGUAUUUGGAUAUGCCUGGAAUGUUCAGGCAUACAUCGCAGCCUUGGGGUCCACUUGUCUUUUGUACGUUCGGUCACAAUGGAUAAAUGGAAAGAUAUCGAAUUGGAAAAGAUGGCGGUGGGGGGAAAUCUGAAAGCUCGAACAUUUUUUGAAAGCCAACCUGAUUACCGGCCUGAUAUGAAAAUACAGCAAAAAUACAACACUAAAGCAGCUUCUAUGUACAAACAGAAGAUCAUAGCACUUGCGGAGGGUCGUGAGUGGAGUCCUUCGGACUACAAGCCAGAAAUAAUAGAAAGACCAUCUGACUGGAGCCAAUCACAAAGUUUCUAUUCAUCUGGAGAUAACUAUUUCCACACCAGUGGAUCUGAUAAUAACAUUAGCUACCAUAGUGAAUAUGGAAGCGGACGGUACACAGGAUUUGGAAAUUCACCAAAACAAUCUCUAUCAACCCCAAUGUCACCAGUUCACAGUGGAAAUGAAAUGGUUGACAACACAAUAGCAUCAUUAGCUACAGGCUGGUCAAUGUUUACUUCGUCUGUCACAAAGGUGGCCCGCUCGGCCACUGAGAGUGCAGUGAAAUAUGGAGGAAUCGCUACACAGAAAGUAUCUGAAAUGGCUUCCACUGUCACUGAAAAGGUGAACAACCGCGGUGGAUGGAGUUCUCUAGGCGGCACGAGUGAACUGCGCCGCGCAAGCAACUCAAGCACACUCUUCCAAUCUCCGGGCUACGGCGCUAUGAAGAAUUCCACUUCUGAGCCUUACUCAAAAUGGAGUGAGCAAACCCAACCGGGGAUAGUGCAAUCAGUGGCAGCGCGAAACAACUUGGACACCCGCGAUUUAUCGCAAGUCGGGAACCUGAUGGCACAAAAGGACAAAUGCUCUACAAUAUUUGCUGUUGUGCAAUUAUCCGUAGAUUUAGAUUUAAUUCCAGUAAAUGUUACGAUUAUUUCACUUCAUUAUAUGUGUGUAGUACAAAGAGUACCUAUACCUUUAUUGCAA
This is a messenger RNA of Brenthis ino (lesser marbled fritillary), 1110 nucleotides long. The record is from the annotation of a GenBank genome assembly. NCBI's taxonomy places the organism in Eukaryota, Metazoa, Arthropoda, Insecta, Lepidoptera, Nymphalidae.